Molecule: messenger RNA, 3831 nt
Organism: Astrephomene gubernaculifera
Lineage: Eukaryota; Viridiplantae; Chlorophyta; Chlorophyceae; Chlamydomonadales; Astrephomenaceae
Source: the annotation of a GenBank genome assembly
CGUUCCUGAAGUUUACCGCCUUUCUGCGCAUGUAAUACGGAGGUUAUAAAUCUUACGACCCUGGGGCCUUGGCGAGCCCCCUGCUGAAAGAGCUUUCAAGAUUUGCAGCACUCUAGUACGCUUACGUCUAUCAGCUAUUUAGCUAGCCAGUGCUUGCGUGCAGUCGGCCUCCUGCAUCGCAGCUCUAUCGGGGCGGCGGCCCUUAUCCUCCAAUGGACACACCGAGUUGUAGUGUCCCGCUGGAGGGCCAGCCACUGGACUGUUGCGUUAGUCCCAACGCGGGACUUCUAGCCGCGGGCCUGGUCACCGGUCAACUCCAAGUCGCAUCCUUCGCAUGUCCUCCCAGCGCCGAUGGCGCCAGCAGCCAGCUCAGCUACCAGCUCUCCUUCACCGUCCCCCCACCAGAAGACACUCCCUCCGACGCCACCGACGCCACCCCCUCCUGUCGCGCCGUCUGCUUCACACACGACGGCAGUGCCGUACUCGCUGGCUACUCCGACCACAUCGUACGAUCGUACGACACAACCACCGGAAAGCUCGUCCAAACCUUUUCUGGCGAACACGACCAAGCCCUCAGUCGCGUUUACGCUCUAGAUCCAAACGUUUUCGUAUCCGGUGACGAGGAAGGCCUCGUUGUGCUGUGGGACGCCCGCAGUAGCAACGGGAGCGGCAAUGGCUGUAGCGGCAGCGGCAGAGGCAGUAGCAAGAACGCUAGCGGCGGCGGCGGCGGCGGGGGUCGCGGUGCGACGUACCGCUACACCCACCACACGGACUAUAUCAGUGACUUUGCGCUCAACUCGCGAGCGGGGGCGCUUGUGGUGACGAGUGGGGAUGCCACCCUGUCGGUGCAUGACCUGCGCAAGCGCAAGGCGCUUGCCCGCAGCGAGGACGACAACGAUGAUGAGCUGCUGAGCUGCUGUGUGGUGAAGGGCGGUCGCAAGGUGGUGGCGGGCAGCCAGAGCGGCGUGCUGCAGCUGUACAGCUGGGGACACUGGAACGACUGCAGCGACAGGUUCCCCGGCCACCCCGAGUCGGUCCAGGCGCUGGUUGCGUUCGACGAGUCCACGCUGCUGACGGGCUCCUCGGACGGGGGGGUGCGGGUGGUGGGGGUGCUGCCCAACCGCCUGCUGGGAAUACUGGGGCAGCAUAAUGAGGACUUCCCGGUGGAGCGGUUGGCGCUGUCCCACGACCGGCGUGUGCUGGCCUCCACCUCGCACGACUCCGCAGUCAAGCUGUGGGACUUGAGUCUUCUGUUGGAGGACGAUGAUGAGGGCGAGGGAGAGGAAGGAGAGGGAGAAGGCGAGGAGGAGGAAGAGGGGGCGGAGGCGGUGGGAGGGCGGGGCGGGAGUGAGGGCGAGGAGGAGGGAGAGGAGGAAGAAGGGAGUAGUGAUUGGGAGGAGGAGGGUGAGAGCGAGGGUGAGGGUGAGGAAGAUGACGAUGGAGAUGACGGCGACAGCGGGAGUGGGAGUGGGAGCGAGGGCGGGGACGAUAGUGAGGAGGAGGAGGAGAAGGAGGAGGGUGGUGCAGGUGCGGCGGGUGGGAAAGGUAGAGUGAAGAAAGCGGUAGCUGCGGCUGCAGCGAAAGAGGCUGGGCCUGGUACGACCGGUGCAACCAAGGGAGCAGCAGCAACAGCUGCCGCCGCAGCAGCUAACCAGGGUAUUGGGGCGGCUGUGGCAGGCGGAAAGAAGCAGAAGAAGAAGGCCGCAGACAGCGACGGAGACGGCAGCGGUGGCGAUGCUGGGCCGGAGGAGAAGGACAGCGAUGAUGAUGGCGAGGACAGUGACGACGAUGACGGCGGGCGGAAGCGCAAGCGCGCCAGGCAGGAGCGCACGAAAUGGACCCGUGGGUCGGAGGCGGCUAAGAAGCCCGCUGGCAAUUUCUUCGCGGACUUGCUGUAGGCGGAUUGCUGUGUGGAUGAGCCGUGUGUUGGUGUGGGUGAAUAGAAGUAGAGAGAUGGAUGCGGGAGGAGGGGAGGGGAGGUAUGUAGCGGGGAGCGAGGUGAGGAGGAAGAAACCUACGGUGGGUGUCCGAAAUGCCCGAAUCCGGACCUACAGGACCUUUCGACAUGAUCAAACUGAUUGUUAUGACGCUUUGAGCGGCUAGUGCGUGCAACAGCAGUUGAGACAUCCGGCUACCAUCCUCCGGCUUUAAACGCGGAAUAUCGUUACAGUAUUAUAUGACAAAGCCUGAAGCCCUUACGCUUGCCUGCAUUCUAAGCGGCGCCAGGAGGGUAUAGUGGGCAAUCCAGCACUUGUCAAUAUCACUUACUACCUUCUAUAACGAAACCGAAACGUUAUCAUCGAGAGUGCGCGAUGUGGCGAUGGGGUUCAAAUGACCAAAGUUGGUUUCGAAGCAAUGACAUCAACUGUUGCUGUGCUAAGUCAACAACCGAGACGGCACCAACACCUGAGGAUAAUAACUGAGUACAAUAAGUUUGCCACCGGUCUUGGGUGGAAGUUUGCGACUUCGCUGGAUUUACCGACAACCGACUCCUUCCCUGGAUCGGUGCUCACUUGUCCCAGUUGUCUUGUUCCUUCGCCAAACAACGCUGUACGCCGUCCCACAUCUUCGCUGUACUAUUGCAUCUUUCCAUGCGCGUCGCGUUCGGGCUCCGAUACCAUCAGCUUCAAUCCGCACCGCAUCUCCAUCGUGCGCUGUCGACUUGAUCUCCUUAACCAAAGCAGCAACACCAAAAGCGACGAAUGACCACUGAGCUGCAUACCGUGGUGUUUGGGCCGGACAGGCUGCCGGGAUUCGAAGUGGGCAACACCUCAGACCCUGCAGUCGUCUUCCUGCAGGAGUGGUGGGGCAUCACCCCCAUCGUGAAGCAGCAGGCGGUCAUGAUCGCCUCCCGCGGCUUCCGUGUGCUCGUGCCCGACCUGUACAAGGGGGUGAUGGGGGUGGACAUGGAGGAGGCGGGGCACCUCAUGACCCACCUGGACUUCCACCGGGCAGUGGAGGAGAUCAAGCAGGCGGUGCACUACCUGAGGGACAGCGGCUCGCCAAAAGUGGGCAUCAGCGGAGGUUGCAUGGGCGGUGCGCUGUCCUUCGCGGCCGCGCAGCACGUGCCGGGGCUGGCGUGCGCGGCGCCCUUCUACGGCACUCCUGCGCGGGAGAUGCCCUGGAUUAAGGUUGACAAGAUCCGCAUCCCGGUGCAGUACCACACCGGAAUGCUGGACCCAAUCAGGGGCUUCAGCGACCCACGGAACGCCAUGGAGGUGACGGAGCUGAUGAAGGCCGGCGGGUGCGACGUGGAGUUGCACCUCUACCCCGCCACCCCGCACAGCUUCCUGAACGCACUCACGGAGGAGGGGGUGGCGUUCCUGGAGAAGUGGCGUUACGGAGUGCCGCCCGCCGAGCAGGUGACACUGGCGUUCGAGCGCCUGAUCGCCUUCCUCAGCAAACACCUCAAGUAGGGAGAGGGAGCAGCAAGCUAAGGGCAUCAAGUAGGGAAGGGGCGAGAGGAUUCGGGGAGCGAGGGAAGGUGCAGAGAUGCCUAGACACAUAGGGCUUUGCUGCAGCAGGCCAGCUGGCAGGAGGGAUUCCUGCAGACGCGUUUUGACGUCGCGGUAACGCUGCUUUGGAAGGAGGCCGUGCUGUUGGUUAAUUCUUGGGUAGUCGACCCCGGCGCAGCCGCCUACCGGUAGCUAUGGUGCUACAUGUGUUUAGUGUAGGUAACGAAUAGGCAACGCAACCAGGGAGGGAGUGCGAUGAUGGCGGUGGAGCCAUCCAUUACGGCAGAGCUGCGCCUCCUUUGGAUGCAGUUGUAACCGGCGGCUUUGCGGGGGGGGGGUAACCUGCAUGUCGCUUGUUGCAGUACCGUAACGUGGG